Daktulosphaira vitifoliae (grape phylloxera) is the source of this 2060-nucleotide messenger RNA. RefSeq names its product serum response factor homolog (gene bs). Gene Ontology annotation, molecular function: RNA polymerase II cis-regulatory region sequence-specific DNA binding; protein dimerization activity; DNA-binding transcription factor activity, RNA polymerase II-specific. Gene Ontology annotation, biological process: positive regulation of transcription by RNA polymerase II. NCBI's taxonomy places the organism in Eukaryota, Metazoa, Arthropoda, Insecta, Hemiptera, Phylloxeridae. The coding region runs from base 759 to 1856 and encodes 365 amino acids. The transcript is spliced from 4 exons. The record is from RefSeq and is a predicted model, not a curated record.
AACGUAACGGCCGGUCACAACAGACCGAUGUACACACACACGGUGUGCAAUACACUUCCCAUUCCGUCGUCUUCACAUGGACAUAUCGCAUGUGCUGCAACUCAGCUGACGGACAGACUGAUGAUCAACACGAGCUGAGAUUAAAAUCGUCGAGCCGCAUUAUUACCGGACCUACGUUUUGAAGAUUAUUCCGUGACUGUUAUUUUCAAAUCUUUAGACUUGCGUAGAUUUUUUCAAUUCAUUAUCGUGUUAAAGUUAUUCAAACACUAGCUCGUGUGUAUUUGAAUAAUUUUAAUCGGCGACGGUUCGUUAAAUUUAAAAUACAUUUCACUUGUGCGGCCGCAACAUGUCGAAAAAUACAUCGUUCUAGUGCAUCGACCCACGUUUAUGGCAAUAUUUGUGAAAAGAGAAAAUAUGUUCAACUGUGUCUCGCGUUAAUUAAUUUAAAAAUAGAAAAAACGCGCGGCACAUGCGCCGAGAAGAUCUAUUAUUAUACGGUCUCAGGUCGAAUUACUCGACACAGGGCGAAAAACAAUAAUCGUUCGUAUCUUCAUACAGUAUUAGCAGCAACAGCGCUGUCUUCGCCGACAGUGCGAGCUCGUUAUCAGUGUCGCGGCCGUUGUUAUCAGUGACGUUAAUUUAUUAUUUUUUUAAAGUUUAAACUUUCAAAACACACUCCGAGUGCGUUCCGUCGAACUGUGAUUGUAGUUUUCGCGUGUGUGGGUUGUGCGGAUGACCAGUUACAGUCGGUCAAGUGCAUGAGGUGGACAGCGAUGGACAGUGCGUCUGGCGGUGGCGGCCGCGACAACAGAUUCGGCAUGGGUUACGCGUCGAACAUGUCGCUGUUGGACCCGUCGGACAUUUACAACAACGGCGGAGGGACACAGCAACGUCCAUCAACAUCUAGAACUCCCCCCAUGAUGGGAUGCGGUUCUGGAAAUACUACCGGAGUGCAUCAACGGGGCAUCAAGCGCACCCUUGGCCCUGGCAGUAAUAUGUGCUAUGAUCCAAAUGAUCAUCACCGGUUAGUUGAAGACUUUUCGCCGCCUACUGCCAAGGAUGUUUCACCAUCCAAUGGCAAGAAGACAAAAGGCCGUGUAAAAAUUAAGAUGGAGUAUAUUGAAAAUAAGCUUCGUAGAUAUACAACAUUUUCCAAGAGAAAGACUGGAAUAAUGAAAAAAGCAUAUGAGCUAUCCACUUUGACUGGUACUCAAGUAAUGCUGUUAGUGGCUUCUGAAACAGGCCAUGUAUACACAUUUGCUACUCGCAAAUUACAACCCAUGAUUACAUCUGAAGCCGGUAAAGCGCUAAUUCAGACUUGUUUAAACUCACCAGAUCCAUGUCCAUCAUCGUCCGGUGCUAAUUCUGGUGAUCAAAGGAUGUCUGCUACUGGUUUUGAAGAAACAGAUUUAUCAUACAAUAUUGGAGAUGACCACGAUUCCAAAGAAACUGACGGGAUGAGCUCAAGAGCGUCAGACAGCGGCGCAGAGUCUAGUGGCUCGGAGUCACCGCCUCCGGUCGUUGUGUCGGACGCCCGGUCACCACCGUCUUCUUCUGCAGCAGUAGCAAAAGGAGCAUCAGCCGCCACAUCGUCUCCCGGGAUUUUUCGAUUGUCAUCCAGCAACGCAGAAUUAGUGUACUCGAAUUUGGCCGCCAUGGUGAACUCUUCAGAAGCAGGAUCACAGCAAGCGGCCGUUUUGUACCGUCUCGGUCAGUUGGGCAGACAGUUGCAACAGGCAUCCGGUCAACAGCAGUUCAUGUUGUCUAUGUCUAACCCUCCAGCGGCGCAUCAAACUCCCGCCGAUCUCAGCAACAAGUCUUCCCGGAACAAGCCGUCGGAAAUACAAAAUCCCUAGAGAAAAAAUGUUCAUUCAAGAGCAUACUGGACAUAUUGUCAAUUUUAGAAUAAUUGUAUUGUUUUAAAACAUAUUUAUGCAUCACUUCACUGAAAACAAGUUAUAUCAUGUUUUAUCAUAUCGAUAUAUAAAUGUAUAUUCUAACCAAGUUUUUGUGUAUAUUUAUACAAAGUAAAUCAUGAUUAUAAAUUCGUUUUUUAAAUA